Molecule: messenger RNA, 859 nt
Organism: Chenopodium quinoa (quinoa)
Lineage: Eukaryota; Viridiplantae; Streptophyta; Magnoliopsida; Caryophyllales; Amaranthaceae
Product: transcription initiation factor TFIID subunit 9-like
Exons: 5
Coding region: 241-747 (168 amino acids)
Biological process (GO): DNA-templated transcription initiation; RNA polymerase II preinitiation complex assembly
Cellular component (GO): SAGA complex; transcription factor TFIID complex
Molecular function (GO): protein heterodimerization activity; transcription coactivator activity; RNA polymerase II general transcription initiation factor activity
Source: RefSeq, a predicted model, not a curated record
AAGCAGCUUCGAGGAAUUGUAGAUCUAGUUUGUUUUCUCCUCAAAAAAGAGUUCAAAUUCAAAGCUGGAUUGCAAUUGAUUGGAUCUGGAUUAGGGCUGGGUUUCAUUGGAAUUAAUCGUUUUGGAUCCGAUUUUGGGGAAAAUAGCGCCAUCCCAUGGCGCUGUUUCGUCGAUUCUUCUAUUGGAAGCCACCUGAUCAGCUUCUUGAAAUUUCUGAGCGAGUUUUGGGUUUGGAGAUUCAUGGCUGAGGGAGAGGAAGACUUGCCCAGGGAUGCGAAAAUUAUGAAGUCAUUGAUAAAAUCCAUGGGUGUUGAGGAGCAUGAGCCCCGUGUUGUGCACCAGUUUCUGGAGUUGUGGUACAGGUACGCUGUCGAUGUCUUAACGGAUGCACACGUUUACUCUGAACAUGCUGGCAAAGCCUCAAUUGACUGCGAUGAUGUUAAGCUUGCUAUCCAAUCAAAAGUGAAUUUCAGCUUCUCACAACCCCCACCUCGGGAGCGGCGCAGCAGAACAGAAACAGCAGCACAGCAAACAGCAGAGCAGCAGGUCAGCCUGAAUACGCAACAACACAUCAGCCAGCAGAGCAGCCACCAGCACAAGACAGCUAGCCUGAACAGAAGCAAAACCAAUCACCCAGCCAUCUUGAACAGAGCAGAAACACAGCCACAAAAGCAGAACAGCCACAACCAUCAAUGCAGAAACACAGCCACAACCAGCAGAGCAGCCACCAGCACAAGACCAGGAUAGCUAGUUAAAUGAAAUGCAAGAAAGGUCGAUCAGAGAUAAGUCUGGAUUAUUUAAUUUUUUUGGACGAAAAUUGUAAUAUUACAGCCUUUUUUAAUGAAAAUAUGUAACUUUA